Messenger RNA from Phaeoacremonium minimum UCRPA7, 948 nucleotides. RefSeq names its product putative carrier protein ymc1 protein. The coding region runs from base 1 to 948 and encodes 315 amino acids. Lineage: Eukaryota; Fungi; Ascomycota; Sordariomycetes; Togniniales; Togniniaceae. The record is from RefSeq and is a predicted model, not a curated record. Gene Ontology annotation, molecular function: L-ornithine transmembrane transporter activity. Gene Ontology annotation, biological process: mitochondrial L-ornithine transmembrane transport. The transcript has 2 exons.
AUGGGCGACUCUGCCGCCGAUGUCGAGGGCCACCAGGCCUCAGGCGCUUUGCAGACGGCGAAGGAUCUCUUCGCAGGAGCCGCAGGAGGAGUUGCGCAGGUUCUACUAGGCCAGCCGUUCGACAUUGUCAAAGUCCGCCUCCAGACUUCCACUCAAUACCCCAACGCCCUCAGCGCGGCGGCCUCCAUCUACAAGAAUGAGGGCGCCCUGGCCUUCUACAAGGGCACACUCACCCCUCUACUCGGUAUAGGUGCCUGUGUGUCCGUUCAGUUUGGCGGCUUUCACGCCGCGCGGCGCUGGUUCGAGGAGCGCAACGCGGCCGCGGCCGGGACCCCCAUCCCCUCCACGCCGACCAGCACCAGCAGCCUGAGCUACGGCCAGUACUACGCGGCGGGCGCGUUCGCCGGCGUGGCCAACUCGGUCAUCUCCGGGCCGAUCGAGCACGUGCGCAUCCGGCUGCAGACGCAGCCGCACGGCGCGGGCAAGCUGUACAACGGGCCGUGGGACUGCGUGCGCAAGCUGGGCGCGCAGGAGGGCUCGCUGCUGCGGGGGCUGUACCGCGGCGAGGCGGUCACGAUCUGGCGCGAGGCGCAGGCGUACGGCGUGUGGUUCCUGACCUUCGAGUGGCUGAUGAACGCGGACGCGGCGCGCAACAAGGUCGACCGCAAGGACGUGCCCUCGUACAAGGUGGCCUUCUACGGCGGCCUGGCCGGCGAGGCGCUGUGGCUGGCCAGCUACCCCUUCGACGUCGUCAAGAGCAAGAUGCAGACGGACGGCUUCGGCGCCGGGCAGAAGUACAAGACGAUGCGCGACUGCUUCGCGCAGACGUGGCGCGCUGAGGGGGCGCGCGGGUUCUGGAAGGGCAUCGGGCCGACGCUGCUGAGGGCGAUGCCCGUCAGCGCGGGCACGUUCGCCGUGGUGGAGAUGACGAUGCGGGCGAUCAACUAG